Molecule: messenger RNA, 4146 nt
Organism: Closterium sp. Naga37s-1
Lineage: Eukaryota; Viridiplantae; Streptophyta; Zygnematophyceae; Desmidiales; Closteriaceae
Source: the annotation of a GenBank genome assembly
AUGCUCGAACCGCUGCCAGAUGGCCGCGUGUUGGCGCACUUCUCGUUCGAAAGCCGGCUGCGGGCACCGCGAGGAGCGGGAGGAACGGGAGAGUUAGAAGAAGGUGGAAAGUCCGCGGACACGGUUCUGUUCCCCCCGGCCAUCCUGCACCUUGUGCAAUCGCUGAGCGUGCGCCAUUUCUCGCUCUCGCUCACACACGGCAACUGGGACGUGCAGCAAUGGGGCACCCCCUCCUCCUCCUCCUCCUCCUCCUCCUCCUCCUCCUCCUCCUCCUCCUCCUCCUCCUCCUCCUCCUCCUCCUCCUCCUCCUCCUCCUCCUCCUCCUCCUCCUCCUCUCUCCCCCCUCCCCCGACUCUCUCACACCAAGAGUACGACGUCAGGCCGCCAGGGGCACAGCUGGUCGCGUGGAUGGGCGGAGAAGGCGGGAAAGAGCUGGACGCCACGUGGCACAACCUCACUGACGCCCUCGCAGGGAUGUUCUGCGCCUCCCUCAACUUCCUGCAAUCCCCCUCCGCCGUCCCGCCGGGCCUGCACGUGAGGUACGGCAGCAUGGCUCGGGAGCCGGUGUGCACGGAGAACCUGACCCCGUGGCUGAAGCUGCUGCCGUGCCGCGACGCUGCAGGCCUCUCGUCUCUCCUGGACCGCGGGGCCGUGUUUGGCGGACGCUACCACUCCAUGCACACUGCUGUGUGGACCCACGUGUGUGAUGAGGGUAGUGUGUGCGAGGAGGGGAGUGUGGGUGACAGGGGGAAUGUGGGUACUGGUGCUGAUACAUGCAGCACAAAAUCUCAAGGGGAGGGUGUGCGUGAGUCCUGCUCGUCCUCCUGCAUCUCCCCUGCCAUGCAUGCAUGUGCCGGUGAGACGUGGGCUGUGGUGCUGCACCAGUCGCUCACACUCGUGCUCGAUGCCUCCACUGAGAACGCCCUUGCCACCGCUGCCGCCGCAUCUGCCAACAAACCCGUCCCUUCCGCUGCUAACCUAGGAGCUGCAGCAGCAUCACAAGGGGGGCUUGAUCUGAGCGAUGUGCUUCCGCUGCCGCCUGAUUGGAGUGUGGGUGCACUGUUUGGGCGGCAGCUGACGUCAGUGUGUCCCCUUGCCACGUCAACAGACGUGGCAAUCAGAGUGCCGUCCGGUCUCCUCUGCCCCGCGGCUCAACUCACUGCUGCAUCAUCAGGAGGUGCUGCCACUGCCACUUCUUCUGCUGCUGCUGCUGUUACUGCUGCUGCUGCGGUGGUGGUGGCCUGUGACGUGGCAGCGGUCAGCUCGGCAGGCAUUCACUGGAAGCGGCGUGUGGCGUGGCAGCGGCGGCCGGCGUUGUUUGUCCUUUCCCGGUUCACCACAGGCACAGGAGAUGCUCUGGGGGGGCUGACCUUCCUGAUACAGAGAGCAGGGGGUGCUUCAAGAGAAUGUGAUACUAAAAAUAAUAAUGAUUCUUCUUCCAACACAGAGAGUCAGAGCGGGGAGUGUAGAAGCGACACAGUGAGUGUGUUUCAGGCGGUGCCGUGGUGGCUCAAGCUUUACCUGCACACGCUCACUCUCUCCUUCGACCACCGCCCUGUCAGCUUGAGGGACAGCAGCGCGGUUGUAGCGGCGCGGCUACAGCCAACGAGGGAGAGAGGCCCGCCCGCCGUGCUGGAACUGCUCUUGCGGGUGCCCCGAGGAGUCUCUCGCGUUACAAUCACACUGCAGUACAGAAAGCUGCGGGGAUUUAGCGUGUCAUGUCUCUCCUGUGUUUUAGUCACACUGACGAGGGAGAGGGGCCCGCCCGCUGUGCUGGAGCUGCUCUUGCGGGUGCCCAGAGGAGUCUCUCGCAUUACAAUCACACUGCAGUACCGAAAGGCCUUUCUGACUGUCUUUGAAACGCCGCCUGAUGCCAGCAGAGGAGUCGACCUUCCCGCUGCCCUCCUCACUGUGCCCUCGAACUCCCAGGGUCAGAGCCACAUGUAUGCGCCACCGGUGGUGGUGCCUGUACCGCUGCCGGAUCUGAGCAUGCCAUACAACGUCAUCACUCUCACCUGCACUCUGCUCGCCAUCGUGCUCGGGUCACUAUUCAAUACGCUGCGCUAUCGCCCCUCCGGUGCUGGUACAUCAAAUGGAGCUGAAGAUAAUGGCACACCAAGCACCGAUAAGGCUCCUCUUGGAAAAUUCUUAGUGGCUCGUCUGAAAGAUAAUCGGAAGAAAAUUGCGCUUGUGGCAUGGGCGCAGAUCUACGGGCUAGACAACUCCUCGUCGCUGCUUCCCCCGCCCUCUCCGCUCCCCUUUCCGCCCGCCGUUCCGCCCGCGCCCCACCUGGAGGACUGCUCCGCGCGCACUGCCUGGCGCCGCGCCUCAGAGACGCGUGGACCAGGGGGGAAGCCGCCCUUAUGGGCGCGCGGACGGGGGGAAGGGGGAGGAAGCGGGGAACCGGCGCAUUUGGGCGCGGAAGAGGGGGUGGAAAGGGGAGGGGAGGGGUGUGGGGAGGGGCCGCUCCCGCCUUGGGUGAGGGGUGCUGACGUGGACAACCUGCCACUGACACGUGUCGCGCAGAGAGACAUCUGGGAGAGCCAGCGAAUAGGAGCGUCGUGUGAGGGGCGGCGCCUGCUGCUGGCUCGCUGGUGGCCGGCCGAACGCCACGGCUUGGGGUCUCAGGUGCAUCUGGCGGGGGCGUAUCUGAGCAUAGCCAUGACCCACAACCGCACCUUCGUGCCCUGGCCUGGACAGUUCGACCGCGCCCUCCUCCCCGCCUGCCAAGACCUAGGGCAGCGGGGGUCAUGGGAGUGUUUUUUCUUCCCCAUCGUCUCUUCUGAUUGCACGCAGAGGGCACAGCAAGCCCUGGCGACCCGCACCGUGCCGCCAUGCGUCGCUAGGGGCUUCAAGGCAGCAGCAGCAUCAGAUGCCCCCAUUGUGUGUGUGGAGCUGCAGCAGCUGGGAGAGUUAUUCAUGGUGGAGGGCAGUGAGGCAGCCAGACUGUGGGGUUCUGCUUAUCUGGCCACACCACCCACGGUGGAGCACUGGGGGCAGAUGCAAGGCAUGUCGGCGAAUGAGAGCAUGACCCACUGGUGGCGUGCGCAGGCCACGCGCUUCAUGCUGCGCUGGCCCUCCGCCCAUCUCUGCCACGCCAUCAACCAGCAGCGCCACGCCGCGUUCGGCAUGCUCGUGGCCAAUCAGCUCGCAGCGUUCGCCCCGACCCAGACCGCCUUCCUGCGUGGCCUCUCAGCCAGCAACGCCAUCACUGAGAGUCAGUACCAAGUGCUCUCCAGCCUGGACGAUUAUUCCUCCUCCCUCCCUCCCCCCACCUUCCCAAUCCCCUCCUCAGAAUCUUCUCCCCUCUCCUCCUCCUCCUCCUCCUCCUCCUCCUCCUCCUCCUCCUCCUCCUCCUCCUCCUCCUCCUCCUCCUCCUCCUCCUCCUCCUCCUCUGCGUCAGCCCCCUCACCAUCUGCCUUUCCACCAGCGUCACAACAGCUGCCCACACCAGAGACAGCACCGGAGGUACCAGCAGCAGCGGCAGCGGAGGUGCCACAGGGCGAGUCGUCACCCCCUCCCGUGCGCUCGCUGCACGCCUGCGUGUGGCCCCAGCGCGGCUUCCCCGCGCCCCCUUGCUCCGCUGCUAGCUGUGCCCCUGCUGCCGGCUGCAACACUGGCGAAAGCAGCAGCAGCAGAGAGGAAAUCAGGGAGGUGGGAGCGGAGGAAGCGUACAGGAUGGUGGGGGGGAAGGUGCACAGGCCAGGGGGCAUGGUGAGCGUGCAUGUGCGACAGACAGACAAGGGCAGGGAGAUGCGCCUCGCCUCCUUCCACUCCCACAUGUUCCUCCUGCACAGACUCAAGCAGUCCCGGCCUGACCUUCACUCCGUGUGGCUCAACACCGAAGCACAGUCGGUGGUCGAUGCCACGUCUCUCUACCCCGAUUGGACCUUCUUCUACUCCACCAACACCCGUCAAAGCGACAACUCAGCACCACAGCAGGAAGAACAAGGGGAAGAGGUCCUGCGGGCAUAUGAUAGUGAGCAAUCAGUGGCAGUCAGCUUCGCUAGCUUGCUGAUUGCUGCUCAGUGCGAUCUAUUUGUUGGGUCGUUAGGGUCGAAUUGGAGCCGUCUGAUUAACGAGCUCAGAUCCACCAACGGCAGACUGCUGGCUGGGUUUCUGGCCCUCAAUUUGGGCGAAUUUUGA